This is a messenger RNA of Eublepharis macularius, 1310 nucleotides long. RefSeq names its product POP5 homolog, ribonuclease P/MRP subunit (gene POP5). Lineage: Eukaryota; Metazoa; Chordata; Lepidosauria; Squamata; Eublepharidae. Gene Ontology annotation, cellular component: ribonuclease P complex. The transcript is spliced from 5 exons. The record is from RefSeq and is a predicted model, not a curated record. The coding region runs from base 65 to 568 and encodes 167 amino acids. Gene Ontology annotation, molecular function: ribonuclease P RNA binding. Gene Ontology annotation, biological process: tRNA 5'-leader removal.
CUUCAAGGACCAAUAGGAGUCACGCUACCGGAAGUUCAAGGCAGGCGGUUUUGCGUUCAAAGAGAUGGUGAGGUUUAAGAACAGGUACUUCCUCUGUGAAAUUAUCUCUGAUGACUCCCGCUUUCAGCAAUGCCUUGAUGAACGUGCUGUGCACAAUACAGUGAAGAAUGUCAUUGCUAGGAUGCAUGGAGAUUUUGGUCUGGCUUGCUGCUCCAUUGCAUUCUCAGUGAAGUAUCUCAAUGCCUACACAGGGAUAGUACUCUUGUGCUGCCGGAAAGACUUUCAUCGGCUUCUUUGGUCGUCUCUGCCUUUUAUAACUUACUUGGAGAGCAGGAACCAACGUUACCCAUGUUCCUUUAAUACGCUCCAUGUUGGAGCUACAAUAAGAACAUGUCAGAAAUUCCUGAUUCACUACAACAGCAAUCAGUUACUGGCGUUGCUGCGCAACUGCACCAGUGAAGCAGAUAGACAAGCCAUCCAGGAAUCAGUGCAAAGCUGUAUGUUUGUGGAAGAGGAACAGUUUCACAGCAAGGAUGAAGAAAGUGAUGAUAGCAUGCAGAUGGCAUGAAAUUACUUGGGGAUUCCUUUUAAAGCAAGGCCCGUUACCACCCCUCCCUCCUUAUUUAAAUAAAAGAAUUAUGAACAUACCUGUCCUAAAGAUAAGGUAAAUAACUUUUAAAAACUGCAUCCAUUUUGCCUUUUUCUUAGAGCAACAGUUCUGUAAUAAGUUUUAAGGUGUUCCAAAAGUACUUGAUGAGAAAUUUGAUCGUUGCAUCAUGAGGGAAAAGGGAAAUCAUAUUGCCUGUAAUAUAGUUCUUCACAUUAUCCUGGUUUAGCUGUAACUGAAAAAGCAUUUUGCCUUUCCUGAAAGACUCAGAAGAGACAAUACUUGCCCCAGGAGACUCCAAGAGGCAGUCAGCAUAAAUGUAGUUUAUCUGGAUAUGGUCAAACACCCUUGAAGCCUUGAGGAGACAGAGGACUACUUUUGUUGAAUAGAAGAUAGAACUGACAGUCCCAGUUUUAAAACUGAAGGCUUCAAUAGACAGACACAUACAAGCUAGAAUUCAGACCAAAAAGGCUUGGCUGUAAUAAUAGAGCUUGGAGGAAAAAAUCCUUUAUAGUUUACAAGCUACUGAAAAGUUUAGAACACUGAUCCAGGAGAGUAUGAAACUCCAAUGCUGCCCUUGAAAUGCUAAGGCAAAGAAUCAGGAUCUACAAGGAGCACAUGAUCUAUUGUGUUUUCCAAAGGUCACAAGAGCCUCCUUAGGCUUACAAAGCUAGCAGGGCCAUGCCUUAACAAGAUAUGCUGG